This is a messenger RNA of Cyphellophora attinorum, 2190 nucleotides long. RefSeq lists its product as uncharacterized. Lineage: Eukaryota; Fungi; Ascomycota; Eurotiomycetes; Chaetothyriales; Cyphellophoraceae. The coding region runs from base 1 to 2190 and encodes 729 amino acids. The record is from RefSeq and is a predicted model, not a curated record. The transcript is spliced from 6 exons.
AUGGGCUCUCUCUUCAGCUGGGGCUUGCUUGCACUGGCUGCGAAGCAAAUAUCGGCUGUACCUGCUCCCACAAGACGACAGAGCGCAUCAGUAUGCGAGCGAAUCUAUAGUGUGGCAAGUCCAUAUCUCCAGUCUGGCCAAAGCGUCAACUUCCCCGCCGAGGAUGCGUAUGCUUGUCUGAAGGAGAUCCCGUUCGAUGCAGACCGAGGUGUGAACUUCGUGGAUCAACUACGCAAGAGCAUUGCGUGGCAGUCGACACUGGAUCUUCUGAAGAGUCCGCCCGACGGCUCGAAAGGCGUCGACAUUUUGGGCGGGCUCGACGAUAUUCAACAGAAAGCGAGGACGAAUGGCUACUCAGGCCAGCUCGACUUUGAUACCGACCUCAAAAAUCUGAUUGACUCAGCCAAUGAUGGGCACUUCAAUAUCGCCCCUUGCUCAAUGGCCAUUUUCAGUUUCCAGUUCGACGUCGGUCUUGUUUCGGUCGCGGAAUCUACGACAUCCCAACCCAAGAUCUAUGAAGCGCAAUCUAUAAUUCAGGACCUUCCGCUGGACCCCAUCGCCACCAUUGACGGAAAAGACGUGGUCGAGUUUCUAGAAGACAUGGCCGCACUGGGUAACUCCCAAGACGCCGACGCACGAUACAACCAAUUGUUCACAAAUAUCGGGCGUCUUGGAAAUAACAACACUCUGGUGGGGACAUUCGCAUGGCGAGGCGGCUACUACACAGGCUACAGUUCAAUCAACUACACCACUGCCAAUGGCACAGAGGGAACGUGGGUUGGGAAGGCGCUGAUUGCUGACCCAUCCACUUACACUUACUCCAGCGGGCAGCAGCUGUAUGACGCAUUCUGCCUGCCUCCCGCGUCGGCUACGGGCGGACCUCCUAGCGAUGUGCCUACCUCACUGCUUACGGACACAAUCGAACCGACUUCACUUCCAACGCAGACUGACGAGCCGUCGGCUGUGACUACGAUUGAUGUUGUGACGAAACGUCAAGAACCUGCUGCACCUUCCACAACAGGGGCUCCCACAGUACCAACCGAUCCAGCAUAUUUCCCGGCGGCAGUCGCUCGCGAUCCGUACAAUCUCAUCGCAGGUUACUUUCUCGAUGGCUCUCGUGAAGAUACAGCUGUACUGAACAUUCCGACCUUCGACAACAACGAAGGAUUCCCUCAGAACGAGACUCUCACCGGUUUCAUACCAGCGGCCUCCUCUCUGAUAGAGCAAGCGAAGGCAGCCGGUAGAACAAAGCUCAUAAUCGACCUUACCGGUAACGGUGGUGGAAACAUCAUGCUGGCUGCAGAUCAGUUAGAUCCCAGUCUGUCCUACGUGUUCGAAUUUGCCUGGCAAUAUCAGCUUGCUGCUCCUGAUGGAGGGCCUACCAACUGGAAGAGUUAUACAGAUAUGUUGGGCCCGGACGGGUCGGGCCUGACAGCACCUCAAUUCUUCGAAGACUUCAGCAAGACCACCACCCAGAUUCCAGGCAUUGCUGGAGUACCGCUGCCAUUCCAAGAGCCUCCAUUCUCCGCCGACAACAUCCUCCUGGUAACAGAUGGCGUUUGCGCCUCGACCUGCUCCAACUUCGUUGCACUCAUGAUGGAGGUCGCCAAGGUUCAACACACUGUAGCAUGGGGUGGAAGACCCAACACCAACGCUAUGCAACUCGUGGGUGGCGUUCGCGGCAGCAAUGUUCUCAGCUUCGACACGGUAGCAAACCAACUCGGCGGUGUACGAGAUUACAUUGUGAAUAAGACACAGGAGGGCAAGCCUCCUCUGACUGACGAUCAACUCCAGACCGCCCUCAGCCUACGACCACUGACCACAACUGAGUAUCCCAUUCGCCUGUAUAACGGACACAUCAAUUUCCGAAACGCAUACUACAACGGCAGCGACCUUCCCUUGCAAUUCGACCACCAAGCUGCUGGAUGCAGGCUGUUCUACACUGCAGAAAAUAUUCGUAACCCUGCCUCAAGAUGGACGGACUCUGCUGAGGCUGUGUGGGGCAAUGGUAGCAAAGGAUGUCAGGCUCCGCCGUUGAACAUCACUUCGACGGCUACAACCACGUCUUCAAGCUCGCCCACUGAGUCUUCGGAGAGCAGCACGGCGUCGGCAACGAAUGCUGGUACGAGGGCUGCCAGUGCGUCCAUGAUGCUGGCGGUGGCGUUGACAGCUGCUGUUGCGCUGCUGUAA